Messenger RNA from Anopheles funestus (African malaria mosquito), 3358 nucleotides. RefSeq lists its product as uncharacterized. The record is from RefSeq and is a predicted model, not a curated record. Lineage: Eukaryota; Metazoa; Arthropoda; Insecta; Diptera; Culicidae. The transcript is spliced from 2 exons. The coding region runs from base 652 to 1683 and encodes 343 amino acids.
UCCUUUAUGAAAUCAAUAUGGCUGUUUAGCAAAAAAAAAUGCAGAGAUGCAAAAAGUGUACCAGUGUAACAAACUCUGCAAAAUGUGUGUUGUAAUAUGAAUGGAACAGUCGUUUGCACAAUUUCGGUACCCUAAAGAACCAAUAUUUACGGCCAGGUUCUAGUUUUUGUUCCCCUGAAUCAGUACAAAGCACAGAAGCAACGCUAAACACCACUCAAGUUCGUUAGCAAGUUCAGUGCCGUUUCUGCUGGUAGCAUUUUUGUAGCAAUUGUACAAAGUUUGGCUUGCGUUAUUCGCGAAACCGUGAUUGAACGCUGUUUUCUUCACUGGAUGCGCAUCUUUCGUACGUUGAUCGAUCGACAGCAAACGGACACACAAAUGUGUGAGGUCGUGAGAGUUGCUGCUGCUGCUGCUGUUGCUGCUUUCGUUACACCACUUUCUAUUCGCCCGGGCGUAAAGUAGGAGCACGAAGAGUUGACCGAUAUUUAUCGUUUUGCUUGGCCCCUAUCCGGACGCAACUUCCAUGCGUAACGGCGGGACAGGAAGCAGUAGUGCAACGGAAGUGUGGACCAACCGCGUAGUGUUUUGUGAAUGGGCUUUCGGUGCCUGAGAGAAGAACGGCGAGGAGAUAAUUGAAUCGCGGCAAUAAACAUGGAUUCCGGUAACGGUGGCAUCGGUGGCAGCAGCAUCAGCAACAGCAGCUGUCACAAAAGCGAUCUUAAUCUGCUGGUGAAGAACAUUGUGAAGAUUCUGCUCACCACCUCGAAGUACCUGCACUGCCCGUUUUGUGCCGACGAGUACCUGUUCGAGUUUACGCUCAAGCACCAUCUGCUGAAGAACCACGAGCGCGACCUGGAGAAGAUUGUCCGCUCGCCGGACGCUAGCAUACGGUUUUGCGAGAGCAACAUCUGCCCGUACUGCGGGGCCCUGUUCUACUACAUCUCCGCCCUUCCGAAGCAUAUCAUGAACAGCCACAGCCGGGAGUGCCUAAUGAAAUGGCAAGCGAUCGAACAGGAGAACAGCCUGGUGCGUAAGCUGGCCAACGAUCCGAGCAUUCAGUGUGUACCGUGUUCACCCGGGUUGAGCGAUUUUUUCGACGAGCUUACCACGGGCAGCAGCCGGCAACAUGCGGCCCCUAAUGCGGGCAGCAGAAACAUCAUCCAGCUAACGAAACCUUCCCCCUUGCUGAAGACGGCCCUUCGCAACGUGAAUCGCAUUACGGCCGCGCAGACAAACGGUGGUACCGGGAUCGAUGCGUCCGGCACAUCGGCCUGGUCUAGCUUUGGUUUCGACAACACUCAAGCGCCACGGCGCAACCUCACCAACCAAUCCGUCCGACGGGAGCUACAUUUCGGUGAUGAUCGCGGCCUGUCGUCCGGUGAUGGGAACAGUGCGGGAUCACCGUCACUCUGCAACCUUAUCGCUGGCAGCUGCUCACCCUCACCGAGCAACGAAUCGAUCUCCUCGGUGCGCAAACCAAAGUUCCAACGGAAGCGAUUCAACCUGCGCUCGAUCAAGCCAAAGUUGAACUUCCGCAAGUACGUGCUGUCGAAGUUUUCCAAGAAGUAUCACUGUAAGAUCGUUACCAGUACGCCGAACAAUUUCCUCGACGAUGGCAAUAGCCGCGAUUCGACUCGGUUCCUGCACAAUCAGGAACGGUGGAACCGGAUUCACUUCGAAUGACGAAGGUACGGUUCGCCGUUCUCGUGCGUCAUCGAGUAUCUGUGUGGAUUACUGUUUUGUUGCGUGUGAAAGCAACGUGGCGAAUGUUGUCCCACAUCGAAGCCUUUCAAAGCUUGCAUUUUGUUUCUUUCCUCAUUCAUUUAUUUGUACCGUAAGCCGUCUGUCUCAGAAGUGCGACAAAAAAAAACCAAUGCUAAACACGGUGGUAGAGCAGAUGUGUGGUGUAUCAACCUGGCUGUGCAAUCAUUUCUUUCCGCGAACUCUAGUGGUCAUGCCACUGGUGGUUAGUGCACAUCAUGUAAUGUUGAUGUUUAAUAUUUCGCUACCAUCGCCAACCGUUGAGUAGAUUUAAAUCGGAGAUUUAAACAAAACGGAAUGAAGUCUGUUGUGUAUUAUGAUGAUCCUCAUCUGUGAUCGGUACGGAUGCCCCACGACACGAAUGGAAGGCAAACCGCGUUACAUCGUAGUGAGCAAUGGAUUUUCAUUCGCCGUAGAAACAAGCCUUACUACACAAUAGGAAGAUGUGAUUGCUAGGGGGACGGUGAUCGGUUUAAAAUAUGACUAGAUGUAAAAGUUUAAUAAUACUCGCGAUUCUUUAGACAAAAUGAAGAAGAGGGAAAAAAAAGAACGGCCAACAAGGACAUUCCCAUUCCCUCGGGAGUAUUCGUUACAUUGCUCGUAAACUAUAAAAAAACACCAAUAUUAUAACUGGACCAAUAACAACGCCACACGAACAUAUUCGCUCGUGUUAGCGUUCGCUUCCAAAUUAGAUUCGAAUAAUCCACGAAGGUAAAACCCAUUUAAGCGUAAGACAAGUACGGAAAUAUUAGAGUAUGUUAGAAAUGUAUUACUAAACGGAAUAGUAUAGCAUUUGAUUCACUCGUUAAUUUAUUACCAAUUCGACGAUAAACGAUAGUUUUAGGCGUGUAGGCUACGGCGCGUCGAUAGUUUGUAGAACGUAGUGUAACAAAACAAAUCAUUCGAAUCUCCCGUUCUCUUGCCUUCGAUUGAACCUUAAACUAAAACGAAAAUGAAAAAAAAAACAAGAUGUGAAACGUAAACUCUAAAACACCAAGUUUUUCAUCACUAUCUAAUAAUAACUAAUGCUAAUGAAACGAAAACUCCAAUACAAUUAUGAUGAAAAGACAAAAAACAUCAACAAAUAUUAGAUAAAGAAUUUUAAUCGCUUCCCUCGCGUGCGCUUCCAAAAACAAAAAAGAUCGUUAAAAGAGGAGAAUAACCAAUCGAAACUGUUCUGACCAUGGUCCCAUUUUGUUUUGAAUUGAACAAGUGGGGGCUGUGGCCGCAAACAAGGAAACAAGGAUGGAUGUUUUUUUCAGCAUCCGCAACGAAAGCAAUUAUCUUACACACUAACUAGCCUUAUGCGGAAGUAUAUUCUUGUUAGCUAUACAACAUAUUGAACAACGAUAAAACGAUCGCCAUAAGCCGAACGGGAAGGAACGAACGAAAGCCCUACAAAGUUCGCGCGUUAUCACCUGUUAUUAUAUAUUUCGUACUAACGGAUUAUUUAUCAGUCGAUCGUAGAACCGAUGCUAGUAGCAUUUGUAUUAGUACCAAACGAAAAAGUAAUUUAUCAUCAGCCAACAACAACAAAAAUGGUAAUCUCGUUAAAAUAUUUCUGUUAAUAAACAAAACUCUCGUAUUGCAUUCCGUA